Molecule: messenger RNA, 1040 nt
Organism: Aspergillus heteromorphus CBS 117.55
Lineage: Eukaryota; Fungi; Ascomycota; Eurotiomycetes; Eurotiales; Aspergillaceae
Product: peptide alpha-N-acetyltransferase complex A subunit ARD1
Exons: 2
Coding region: 209-955 (248 amino acids)
Biological process (GO): N-terminal peptidyl-glutamic acid acetylation
Cellular component (GO): NatA complex
Molecular function (GO): protein-N-terminal-glutamate acetyltransferase activity; protein N-terminal-serine acetyltransferase activity
Source: RefSeq, a predicted model, not a curated record
CACUUCGGCGCCGAGCCUCUCCGCCUCGAUCAAUAUCCACCACCAUCCAUUACAACCGCAUCAUCCAUUCCCCUCCCCCUCCUCCAUCCAACUCCAAUCCACUCAACUCGGGGCCCCUCCCCUCCCCAACCAUAACAACAACAUAACCACCCUCAAACAAAACCUGUACACACCCUCAAACCACACCUACGGGUCCACAACCGCCAAAAUGGUCGACAUCCUCCCCCUCAGCAGCUACCCCUCGUACAUCGACCUCCUCCCGUCCAUCCAAACCUGCAACAUCACCAACCUCCCGGAGAACUACUUCCUGAAAUACUACCUGUACCACGCGCUGACCUGGCCGCAACUGUCGUUCGUGGCGGUCGUGCGCCCCAAGAACGGCUACACCAAGCACACCGCGCCCGAUGGCAGCGGCGCCGGCAGCGUCGCCGAGCAGUAUCCCAAGGUCGUCGGGUAUGUGUUGGCCAAGAUGGAGGAGGAGCCGACGGAUGGCGUUGCCCAUGGGCAUAUUACUUCGUUGAGUGUCAUGAGGACGCAUCGGAGAUUGGGCAUUGCGGAGAGGUUGAUGCGGAUGAGUCAACGCGCAAUGGCCGAAUCCCACCGCGCAAAAUACGUCUCCCUGCACGUGCGCAUGUCCAACACCGCCGCGCUGCGACUAUACCGCGACACGCUGGGCUUCGAAGUCGAGACGGUGGAGAGCAAGUACUACGCGGACGGGGAGGACGCGUACGCGAUGCGGAUGGAUCUGUCGAAUAUGUGGGUGGACUGGGCGGAGAUCGAGCGGAAGGACCGGGAGCGGGCGGCGAGCGACGAGAAGGAUGGCGACGAGGGCGAUGAGGUGGGCGAGUUGGGGAAGAAGGAGGAGGAGAAGGAGAAGAUGGUGCGGGUGAAGGUGGGGAGGGGGUUGGGGGUUGGGGAUCUCGUGGAGAAGAAUGAGGCGCAGACGGCGCAGUAGAGUGUUUGCUCUAUCUGUCUAUCCAUCUAUCUAUCUAUCUGAUUGAUUGAUUGAUUGAUUGAUUGACUGGCUGGUUAUUUGGCUG